AUGAUAAAAUUCAACUUCUUUAAGAAGAGUUCCACAGGUUGGAUGGCGGCCAUGGAUAAAAGUUUCGUAUGGUUAUUGUUAUUACUGCUUUACAAAGGUUCACUUGGAAUUCCUCAAAGUGACCUCACCGUUCCAACAACGGGCUCCGUUAACAUACUGGCGACUGGAACCGAUUAUAGUCGUAUUGGACACUCACGACCAGCUGCAAUCGGAGGUUCAGCCAUUACUACACAAUUGGAUAUUGGUCAACCGAGUAGCGACCAAUUCGUCGUCGAUCUGAUGAACAAUAACCCUGCUUCCAACUCCGGUAGCAACGUAGCCCUGAAAGAUUUUGGUGGUUCAAGUUCACGAUUUGAUCCACAGUCAAGUUCCUCAUUAGGAGUAAGUAGCGGUGUCAACAUCCUCGGCGUGCCCGGGUCGGCACCAGUAAGUGGAAACACCCUUUCCGGAACUACACAGUUUGUCCUUACGCAACCAGAAUACAGCGUAGGACUACCGCCAACUCCAGCCCCUUUCGAACUUUUCCAAGGCGAAUCGAUGAGUUUCCGACCACCUUCAUCUGGAAUAAGUCCAGACCAACAGUUGAUUGCUAACAUGGAAACAGCACCGUAUAACCCAUCCACAAACGAAUUCGGUGCCUUUUCUCCUACAAACUUCAAUCCACAGUCACUUGAUGCUAUACCAACAUUGUCAACAGAUUUUGGCACAAAUCCCAUACCCUUCAAAGCAGGAUCAUCCAAUUUUGAUCUUACAAAUUUCGACAGAAGUGAUGGACCGACAAACGUCCCUUCAGUCAUUGGUACCAGCAAUUUCCCAUUACCGUCAUUCGACCCGACAUCAGGCCUACCAACUGGAACAUCAGUUCAUAAUUCUAACAACGGAGUGCUUCCAGAUCAUGCCAUGGAUCUUCCACCUUCCAACAACGGAUUUCUUACAGACAAAGCUGUUGGUACAACGAAUUUAAAUGAACCACGUCCAUCAUCGUCAGACAGUAGUGGUCCUCUGCCAGAUCAUGCUAUGGACCUUCCACCCCUGAGAACUGGAGCAUUGCCCGGACCGGAUUCAAAUAUACCAAUCGCUCCAAGUACAUUACCGGAUCACACAAUGGAUUUACCAACAAGUCCAAGUACUUUACCCCCAAACAAAUAUUCUAGUGCUUUACCAAAGGACGUUAUGGAUUUACUGACACUGAACCCUGGCGUUUUAAAAAAUGAUGCGAUGGAUCCCAACAUAGGCUCAUUACCGGAUCACACUAUGGAUUUACCUCCCCAAAGCUCUGUCACAUUAUCAAAUCAUGCUCAAGAUUUACCGCCACUGAAUACUGGAACAUCACCAAACCAUGCUCAAGAUUUGCCACCAAAGGGCAAGGGAACAUCGGCCCAAGGCUCGCUUCCACAACGUAUUUUAGCAUCUCCAGAUAAUGUUGCACCGCAAGGAACCGAGACCAAUAUUCAGGAUAAUCAUCUUGACCUAUCAUCCACCCAUCGCGGGCAACUAUCCAACCAAGAUAUGACUAUGAUCAACUCCAGAAUCUCUGAAGGGUUUCCAGAUAUUUCACUAGGAUUUGGAGCUGGAGCACCAACUACCAAUACAAGAUUUUAUUCAGCACCUACUGUGGACUCACAACAACAAGAUACCGGGUCAACACCAAAAACAGUAGAUCAUCCCACAACUGUACCCAGGAGUCAGACAGAGUCUGGCUAUGCGCCCAUACUAAACAAUUCAGUGGAUCUUGUCAUUCCAUCCAACAGAUUCGUUCUAGAACCAACAAUCGAUUUAACUCUCCCCGACGUUAAACUAUUACCAGAGCACCACAUGGACUUACCAACAGCUAAUUUUGGGAGUAUUCCUGACCAUUACUCGGAUAUCCCCCCCAGAUACAUCGGAACUACACCCCGAACUACAUUCAACUCAGCUUCACCGAAUACUGAGGUACUGGUUCCUGAGCAAAACGCCUCAAGCGGAAGUGGAAUUCCCUCAUUGCCCAUUCCUAGUGCGAUUGCAACGACCGUCAUCUCGGAUAACCCUGAGACAGGAAACCAAGGUGUAGGCUCGACGGAUCGGUUUGGAUUGAAGUCUUCACAGCCCACAAACACCGUCAGGACCACCUCCCAACUUCCACCAAACGUCAACACAAUACAAAAUGUUCCUAAAUAUCAAUAUGGUACUCAAGAGCCGUCCACACAACCACCAACCAACGUUGUAAGUCCAAAGGAUCAGAUCCACUUCCAUCCGAGUCAACAAAUUUCAACAAGUAAAGAGCACAACGCCCCAGCAUCUCUACCAUCGAAUCCAUCUCCCAGCUCUCCAAAGACAAUAAUUUCUGAACAGUAUAAGCAGUUCCUUGCCAGUAGACUUCCAGGGAGCCCAGUGGCUCCUAACAGUCAAGGAUUAACCCCGUCAUCAGGUAUGCCGCACUAUCUUACUUCCAGUGCUCAACAGCCACCGUUUGAUCCAAGACUUCGGCAUUUUCCUCAAACAAGUCUCAACUCUCAGCAAACAGUACUCGACCCAAGGCAAAUAUAUCAACAGCAGUUAGCUCAUCGGGCAUACAAUGAUCCACGGUUCCAACUAGGCCAUCAAGCAACAUAUGCGGCAACAAAUAAGCGUCCUCAAAUACCAGUCCUGCCAGUUCUGUCCGCAGAACCAGCAAGUAACAAUACGCUGAAUGAAUGGCAAAAACCCUUAACAGAACCACUACAACCUAGACCCACUCCCGGACUUACGUCCAAUGCAGCUAGACUUAUGGAACAGAUACGGAAAAUGUCCGGUGGGGUUGUUCCAAACCAGUCCAAUCUACAGUCCAUUCAAGAAGCUAUGAAGCGACAUAGUUUGAAAUCUUUACCUAUUGGCACCAACCCAGAUACCAAGACUUCUACCAGCCAUAGCAGUGCCCCUAUGCAACAAUCCAAUGAUUCACAAACAGCCAAUAACAUGUUUCAAAACAUUCCAACUCAAACUGCUCGUCAGCCAACCAUUCAACAACCUUCUAUCGUAGCAGCUGACCUGAUCAACCCAUUGAAAUCUACACGAAACCAGAAGCAGCAACCAAGCAGUGUCCAAAACCCACAUCUUCAAACUCGGCAUCACCAUCAUCAGAGUCAGCCUGUCAGAGCUCAGCAACCCAAUCAACCAAAUUUUGUCAUUCAUCCACGAAUUCCUAGAACCCGGGUUAAACUAAACCAUCAAGAUACACAUAAAUCAAUAUAUCCUCCAGGCUCCAAAAAUGCCGAAUGGGCUGUGUACAUUCAACAAAAUCCAGGGACAACACAAAAUUCAGAAGCUCGCAAACGUCAACAGCAACCCCGUGGACAAGCUCAUCAAAGUUUGCAAACCAAUCAACCCGCCGGAUAUCAACAUCCCCAACAAGCCCACGUACGACCAACAACAGUAGCUCAUCAACCGAUUCCUCAACAACCACGUACUUUACCAGCCGAGGUCCGUCAACAAAUCAGACAGUCAUCAGAGGUCCGACAAACUGCUCGACCUACUGCCACAAACUCAGCUUCUCAAGCGAAUUCAAAAGAUACUCAACUAAAUACAAGAAACACAGCAACCCCUCCAAAUGCGAGACAAGAUGCCCAAAUAAAAGCUAAAACCGUAGUUUCUCCGACCAAUCGACAAAACGAGCUCGUAUCAAAAGUAUCUGAGAUUCCGGGGAUAAAUACAAGACCACAAUUCGUCGGUCAGCCUCCAAACACUAAAAGUUUAUUGCGAAAUGAAGCUGCACGACUUCUUCCGGCGGGAGCUGCUCCCUACAGUGGGGGAGGCGGUGGUGGUAAUGAUAUGCUUAUGACGAUGAUGAUGAUGAAUCAAAUGCAAGGCGGUGAAGCCAUGCCGAUGGCCAAGAUCAUGGAAAUGAUGAAUCCAAAAUCAAAACCGAUAGCCCCAAUACAGCUUGCCACCCCAGCACCGAAAACUCUGAAGGAAGCUCUGGGUUAUUAUGAUCCAGUCAUGAAGGAAUUUAUCCCACGAGGUGCCGGGUACGGACCUGAAAUUAUUCCAAAACCUACAACUCCUCCACCGGUCAAGGCUCAACAGAUGACGCCUCAGCAGCAAUUACAGGCUCAAGUACAACUUAUGGCAAAACUCAGACAAAAUCCACACUUUGCAAAAAUGCAAUCUCAAGUGCAAGCUCAAAAUCCUCUUUUCGGCAAACUGCAAAGUCCUCAAUUAGGUUUACGAGCGGAAAAUCAAAUGAUGGCACGUCUAAUGGCUCAACAGAACCAAGCUCGAAAUUCACAAGCCGGAAGACCGACACCACUUUUAUCGGGCGAACUUCGACAACAGCCAGUGACGUCACACGCCCUUCCAAAAAGAAGGAAGAAGUCAGUGGACGUUGUUGGAAAGGCUCGUCUUAAGGCGUUUGAACAUAUCAAGCGUUUACCUCGGGACGAGUUGCUGAAAGAAUACUCAGUGUGGAGGAUUGAAAGCGGCUUAGAAUCGUCGAAGAAAAGUUUAAGACAAUUUUUGAAAUUUUUAAAGGGUAAAAUUUACACAGUGGCGCCAUUGUUUAUACCGCAACAACCAAUUAUGUGA
Molecule: messenger RNA, 4539 nt
Organism: Lottia gigantea (owl limpet)
Lineage: Eukaryota; Metazoa; Mollusca; Gastropoda; Lottiidae
Exons: 4
Coding region: 1-4539 (1512 amino acids)
Source: RefSeq, a predicted model, not a curated record